Messenger RNA from Schistocerca gregaria, 7018 nucleotides. Its product is annotated as calcium and integrin-binding family member 2-like. The transcript has 5 exons. NCBI's taxonomy places the organism in Eukaryota, Metazoa, Arthropoda, Insecta, Orthoptera, Acrididae. Bases 127 to 681 code for a protein of 184 amino acids. The record is from RefSeq and is a predicted model, not a curated record.
UCUUGCAAACAAAAGCAGCAACACAAAUGCGGAAAGAGCAAAUCUGGAACAUUUCAAGUUUUCAGUGGACAUUGAUACUUCUGUUUCAUAUCUGAGCUGCUCAGGUGUUCAGAUUAGCUUUUCAUAAUGGGAGGUAAAAAUUCAACAAUAUUGAAAGAAGAUAUGGAAGAUUAUAUUGAUCUGUCAUACUUAAAUAUGGGAGAAAUUAAAAUGAUCGAAAAGAUAUUUUAUGCAAUGGCAGAUGGGCAUAAAAUAAGUUUACAGCACAGGUUUCCUGCUUCUGUGAUAAAAGAUACAUUCCCUCAAAUACAGGCAAAUCCUUUUGCAGAUCGCAUAAUAGAAGUAUUUUCUUCUCAAAAUGACAACCAUUUGUCUUUUGAGGAUUUGCUGGACAUGUUUUCAGUGCUUUCAGAAAACUGCCCUGACAGGGUUAAAGCACUGUGGAUCUUUAAAAUAUAUGACUUUGAUGGUGACACUUUCCUCAAGAAAUCAGAUCUAAUUAAUGUCGCAAGAAGAUUAACAGGUAUCAAUACUCUGGAAUUCAGAGAUUUGGAAACUGUAGCAAAUAAUGUUUUGAAGGAAGCAGACAUUUCUCAAAGUGGGGCACUUUCACCUAUGGAUUUUGUCCAUUUAGCACUGAAAUUGCCUGAAUUCUCCAGCUGCUUUACAGUUAGACUCUGAUAGAUAUCUGUAGCAUUAUACUGAGUAAAAUGUAACCUUUUUGUGCUGGCAUUAAUAGCAAGAAGAAAAAUUAUAAAUGUGUCAUUAUUGUAUAAUAUGAGGAAGUAAUAAUGUGAGGUAAGAUGUUAUCUGUAAUGAUAGCACCAGGGAUCAAAGUUAUAAGACAUGAACAUAGCUCCAUUUGAAAAAUAAUUUAUUUAAUUUUUAAAUUAUGAUCAAUACCUGCAGUUCUGUGCAGCUUGGAAAUAUGGAUAUAUGUUUUAAUGGAUCAGUGUAUGCCAGUAAUAAGAUUUUGGGACCUGAAACAUGCUUCAUAAUCUCUCCAAAGAGCCUUGUAGAUCUAAUGUAUUAUGAGCAACAGAGGAGAAGCAGAGGUCAGCUUGAGAUAGAUCACUUCAUGUAGUUUUUUCCAAUCCUCAGAUUGUGUGUUUAACUUUCCACAAUGGAGCAGGCUACAUACAGCAAUGAUUUUUGUCAUCCCAAGAAACUGUACCAGCUAUUAUUUCAAAUAACCUGUUAUCAGGAAGUGAAGAAGAAAUUAAUGGUUGAAAUUUAAGUUCAAAGAAGUAAAACAAGAACUACAUGAAUUAUCUUUAUUUCUUAAAAUUGGCAAUCAGCAAAUAUUUUCUUAUACUCUAGAAGCAUGAGGUUUCAUUAACCCUUAUUUUGAAGUGUAUACAAAUGCAGCAUUUAUAGUCUAACAAAAAAUCAAGACUACUACAAAUCAGUCCUCACAAUACAAAAUAGCUCCAAAUUUUUAUUUAAUAUUGUCAUAUGUAAACAAAAAAUAUCUUAUUUGAAUGCCUGAGAAUAUUGUUUAACAUUCUACAUUAAUUUAUAAAUCUGAAAAUGCUUAAAGGAAAUGAAAGAAAGAAAACACCCUUAUGUAUGUAGUAACUGAUUGUGUAAGACACAGUAAUAGAUUUCAACUGUAUUAAUUUAACAUUAGAUUCUUUUUACUUUAGGCUUAUUUUUGCUAUGUUAUUAUUAAUACUAUUUAGUUACUUUUUCUAUAAAUUAUUUAUGUAAGAAUAAUAGUAAUUUACUGCUGUAACAUUAUCACUCAAAUUUGCUGAUGAUGAGUAGUUACCAAACCCUUUUAUAAUUUUCUCUUAAUUGUAAUACAUAAUUGAUCAAUGCUACUUUCUUAUCAAAUAUCCGUUUAAUAUCUUGUCACGCUGGACAUCAUUUUAUUCAUGGUGAUGGGCAAUGUUUUCACACCAUGCUUCACAUAUUUUCAGAAGUGUUGUUACUUCACUUGUGUCUAGAAAGAUUAUCAAAAGGAACUCAAAGAAAUUAAUGGUUGAGAUUUAAGCUCAAUGAAGUAAAACAAGAAUUACAUUAAUUAUCUUUAUUUCUUAAAACUGGCAAUCAGCAAAUAUUUUCUUAUACUCUAGAAGCAUGAGGUUUCAUUAACCCUUAUUUUGAAGUGUAUACAAAUGCAGCAUUUAUAGUCUAACAAAAAAUCAAGACUACUACAAAUCAGUCCUCACAAUACAAAAUAGCUCCAAAUUUUUAUUUAAUAUUGUCAUAUGUAAACAAAAAAUAUCUUAUUUGAAUGCCUGAGAAUAUUGUUUAACAUUCUACAUUAAUUUAUAAAUCUGAAAAUGCUUAAAGGAAAUGAAAGAAAGAAAACACCCUUAUGUAUGUAGUAACUGAUUGUGUAAGACACAGUAAUAGAUUUCAACUGUAUUAAUUUAACAUUAGAUUCUUUUUACUUUAGGCUUAUUUUUGCUAUGUUAUUAUUAAUACUAUUUAGUUACUUUUUCUAUAAAUUAUUUAUGUAAGAAUAAUAGUAAUUUACUGCUGUAACAUUAUCACUCAAAUUUGCUGAUGAUGAGUAGUUACCAAACCCUUUUAUAAUUUUCUCUUAAUUGUAAUACAUAAUUGAUCAAUGCUACUUUCUUAUCAAAUAUCCGUUUAAUAUCUUGUCACGCUGGACAGCAUUUUAUUCAUGGUGAUGGGCAAUGUUUUCACACCGUGCUUCACAUAUUUUCAGAAGUGUUGUUACUUCACUUGUGUCUAGAAAGAUUAUCAAAAGGAACUCAAAGAAAUUAAUGGUUGAGAUUUAAGCUCAAUGAAGUAAAACAAGAAUUACAUUAAUUAUCUUUAUUUCUUAAAACUGGCAAUCAGCAAAUAUUUUCUUAUACUCUAGAAGCAUGAGGUUUCAUUAACCAAUAUUUUGAAGUGUAUACAAAUGCAGCACUUAUAGUCUAACAAAAAAUCAAGAAUACUACAAAUCAGUCCUCACAAUACAAAAUAGCCCCAAAUUUUUAUUUAAUAUUGUCAUAUGUAAACAAAAAAUAUCUUAUUUGAAUGCCUGAGAAUAUUGUUUAACAUUCUACAUUAAUUUAUAAAUCUGAAAAUGCUUAAAGGAAAUGAAAGAAAGAAAACACCCUUAUGUAUGUAGUAACUGAUUGUGUAAGACACAGUAAUAGAUUUCAACUGUAUUAAUUUAACAUUAGAUUCUUUUUACUUUAGGCUUAUUUUUGCUAUGUUAUUAUUAAUACUAUUUAGUUACUUUUUCUAUAAAUUAUUUAUGUAAGAAUAAUAGUAAUUUACUGCUGUAACAUUAUCACUCAAAUUUGCUGAUGAUGAGUAGUUACCAAACCCUUUUAUAAUUUUCUCUUAAUUGUAAUACAUAAUUGAACAAUGCUACUUUCUUAUCAAAUACCUAUUUAAUAUCUUGUCACUCUGGACAGCAUUUUAUUCAUAGUGAUGGGCAAUGUUUUCACACCAUGCUUCACAUAUUUUCAAACUCUUAUAUUAUAUAUAAACUAACUCCUUUUAUAAAUACAAACUUAUUUCUUGAAGUAGAAUUUCACUGAUUUAUAUAGUGACAAAACUGUAGAUAAUUUCAGUGAUAGUAGUGUUACAAGCACGAAAAUUAAUCAUAGGAUAUGAAAUGAACAGUUCACCACAAUUCACAUACUGAGUUCAGUCUUGCUAGGCCCCUGAUGUUGAUUCUCUUGAGAUAAUACUAAGGGAAACAAGUUAACUACUUAAACAACUGAAUUUUUUAUUGCCUCUUUUAUACCAUACAUAAAAGCCAAAAGUAUGACACAGUUACACCAUCGACAAGGUCUUUGUCAACCUCUCAGAGUGCAUGCAGUCCCAUUUUGGAAUGGGGAAAAAUUUUGUAUCUUUGCCAGUGGUAGUUGCGGAUGAGAUACACCCCAGAGGAACACAAAUACUAAUGGAACACUAGACCCCUGUGUGCCAAGGUAAGCAAUUCUUUAUUAGGAAUAAGAGGAAAACAGGAAUGGUUUUCAUUGUAAACCCUCAUUCUUCAAUAGUGUCAUAUAUUACCCUGUUAUGAAAGUAUCAUGAAGGAGGCUGUGAAACCUAUCUUCCAUGAAAUCUCAUGAGAAAGGAUAAUGAUUACAUCAGGAAAAGCAUGGGACAUUGCAAUGAAAUUGUUAAUUACUUUGCAACAGCACAGUUAUGAAAGCCAGAUGCCACUGGACAUGUUGAAUGGGCAAAGGUUCCAUGUACACACACUACUGAUGGCGGUACCUUUAUCAAAUACAUGUUGUUGUUGUGGUCUUCAGUCCCAAGACUGGUUUGAUGCAGCUCUCCAUGCUACUCUAUCCUGUGCAAGCUUCUUCAUCUCUACUGCAACCUACAUCCUUCUGAAUCUGCUUACUGUAUUCAUCUCUUGGUCUCCCUCUAUGAUUUUUACCCUCCAGGCUACCCUCCAAUACUAAAUUGGUGAUCCCUCAAUGCCUCAGAUCAUGUCCUACCAACCGAUCCCUUCUUCUGGUCAAGUUGUGCCACAAACUUCUCUUCUCCCCAAUCCUAUUCAAUACUUCCUCAUUAGUUAUGUGAUCUACCCAUCUAAUCUUCAGCAUUCUUCUGUAGCACCACAUUUUGAAAGCUUCUAUUCUCUUCUUGUCUAAACUAUUUAUCGUCCACAUUUCACUUCCAUACAUGGCUACACUCCAUACAAAUACUUUCAGAAAAGACUUCCUGACAUUUAAAUCUAUACUCGAUGUUAAAAAAUUUCUCUUCUUCAGAAACGCUUUCCAUGCCAUUGCCAGUGUACAUUUUAUAUCCUCUCUACUUCGACCAUCAUCAGUUAUUUUGCUCCCCAAAUAGCAAAACUCCUUUACUACUUUAAGUGUCUCAUUUCCUAGUCUAAUUCUCUUAGCAUCAUCCGACUAAAUUCGACUACAUUCCAUUAUCCUUGUUUUGCUUUUGUUUAUGUUCAUCUUAUACCCUCCUUUCAAGACACUGUCCAUUCCGUUCAACUGCUCACCCAAGUCCUUUGCUGUCUCUGAUAGAAUUACAAUGUCAUCGGCGAACCUCAAAGUUUUUAUUUCUUCUCCAUGGAUUUUAAUACCUACUCCGAAUUUUUCUUUAGUUUCCUUUACUGCUUGCUCAAUAUACAGAUUGAAUAACACCAGGGAGAGGCUACAACCCUGUCUCACUCCCUUCCCAACUACUGCUUUCCUUUCAUGCCCCUCAACUCUUAUAACUGCCAUCUGGUUUCUGUACAAAUUGUAAAUAGCCUUUCGCUCCCUGUAUUUUACCCCUGCCACCUUCAGAAUCUGAAACAGAGUAUUCGGGUCAACAUUGUCAAAAGCUUUCUCUAAGUCUACAAAUGCUAGAAAUGUAGGUUUGCCUUUCCUUAAUCUUUCUUCUAAGAUAAGUCGUAAGGUUAGUAUUGCCUCACGUGUUCAAACAUUUAUACGGAAUCCAAACUGAUCUUCCCCGAGGUUGGCUUGUACUAGUUUUUCCAUUCAUCUGUAAAGAAUUCGUGUUAGUAUUUUGCAGCUAUGGCUUAUUAAACUGAUAGUUCGGUAAUUUUCACAUCUGUCAACACCUGCUUUCUUUGGGAUUGGAAUUAUUAUAUUCUUCUUGAAGUCUGAGGGUAUUUCGCCUGUUUCGUACAUCUUGCUCACUAGAUGGUAGAGUUUUGUCAGGACUGGCUCUCCCAAGGUAGUCAGUAGUUCCAAUGGAAUGUUGUCUACUCCGGGGGCCUUGUUUCGACUCAGGUCUUUCAGUGCUCUGUAAAUCUCUUCACGCAGUAUCGUAUCUCCCAUUUCAUCUUCAUCUACAACCUCUUGCAUUUCCAUAAUAUUGUCCUCAAGUACAUCGCCCUUGUAUAGACCCUCUAUAUACUCCUUCCACCUUUCUGCUUUCCCUUCUUUGCUUAGAACUGGGUUUCCAUCUGAGCUCUUGAUAUUCAUACAAGUGGCUCUCUUUUCUCCAAAGGUCUCUUUAAUUUUCCUUUAGGCAGUAUCUAUCUUACCUCUAUGGAGAUAAGCCCCACAUCCUUACAUUUGUCCUCUAGCCAUCCCUGCUUAGCCAUUUUGCACUUCCUGUCGAUCUCAUUUUCGAGACGUUUGUAUUCCUUUUUGCCUGCUUCAUUUACUGCGUUUUUAUAUUUUCUCCUUUCAUCAAUUAAAUUCAAUAUUUCUUCUGUUACCCAAGGAUUUCUACUAGCCCUCGUCUUUUUACCAACUUGAUCCUCUGCUGCCUUCACUACUUCAUCCAUCAAAGCUACCCAUACUUCUUCUACUGUAUUUAUUUCCUCCAUUCCUUACAAUUGUUCCCUUAUGCUCUCCCUGAAACUCUGUACGACCUCUGGUUUAGUCAGUUUAUCCAGGACCCAUCUGCUUAAAUUCCCACCUUUUUGCAGUUUCUUCAGUUUUAAUCUACAGUUCAUAACCAAUAGAUUGUGGUCAGAGUCCAGACUGUUGCCCUUGCAACUACUGAAAAGGCUGCAGCCCCUCUUCUGGAACCACACGUUUGUCUGGCCUCUCAACAGAUACCCCUCCAUUGUUGUUGUACCCACAGUACAGCUAUCUGUAUCGCUGAGGCACGCAAGCCUCCCCACCAACGGCAAGGUCCAUGGUUCAUGGGAGGGAUCAAAUACAUGUGCAGUGGUUAUUGUGCCAGUACCUUAGCAUUAUGGUUACCAGAAGAGGAAAUCUCAGUUUGAUGUCAAAAUACAUCGGGGGUGAAACACUAGAAUUUUUUCUUUCGAAAUGUCCACCAGGAAAGACUUCAGUCCCAAUCAACUUCACUCUCAGAUGGUAGUGAUGAGGGGAGCAGAGUUACUGAUUCCCAGUUUUUGUCUAUUUUCCACAGUAAUAUCCACAACAAGACUAUGAUACACCGCAACAGCAACUGAUAAUUUAUUACUAAACUCAACUGUAUUUUAAGAAAUAGCUUUAAGCUCCAUAACAAGUGGUUUGUAUGAUCAUGGUGGUCAAAUAGCACUAAUUUCCACAAUUAUCAUUGUGAAUAGAGCAACACUAGUAGAAAUACAUCGUUGUUAAUCCAGUAUGUAAAGCCUUGUUUUAAACAAAUAAAUAGUUUGGCUUGCUGA